This is a messenger RNA of Ochlerotatus camptorhynchus, 2875 nucleotides long. It is a transcript of the gene Ctps, whose product is annotated as CTP synthase. The transcript has 8 exons. Gene Ontology annotation, cellular component: cytoplasm; cytoophidium. Lineage: Eukaryota; Metazoa; Arthropoda; Insecta; Diptera; Culicidae. Gene Ontology annotation, biological process: CTP biosynthetic process; pyrimidine nucleobase biosynthetic process. Gene Ontology annotation, molecular function: CTP synthase activity; identical protein binding. The record is from RefSeq and is a predicted model, not a curated record. The coding region runs from base 423 to 2423 and encodes 666 amino acids.
AUUUCUACCAAAGACAGGUGCGGAUUUGUUUGUCGGGAUUCUUCAUAAUCAACUUUUGGCGAAUUUAGUGCUAUACUCAUCUCAAAAUUGUGAAAACCUUGUUUCUGCUGUAUUUACCUAAAAUAACCUGCCUGGUAAAAUUGUUGAAAGAGAAAGUGGAAAUCAAAACAAAAACAAACUCGUCGCAAGGCCUUGCUGCACUGCUAGCGAGAAGAAAAGUAUCCAUCUAGCUACUUACUAGUGUCGUGUGCUCUGCUGAUUGUGUACACCCCAACCUCAGGAGGAGUGAACCUGUUAUUCAACUAAUUUUCUUCUUAUUUGCGACGACAUCUCGCCAGGAGAGGACAUUUUGUUGGCUGAUAGUAGAGGGAAACCUUGUUACGGAUACUCGACUACGGCCCACGUUUAGUUGCACACGGUGCAUGUGCAGUCGUGCCAUUAGCCUGCAGAAGUUGCUAGUUCGAUCGAAUAGCUUGUAUAGAGCGUCGAUAGCGGCAGCAGUUUCUUCGCAGAGACGAGCUUCAUCAGCGACGGCAGUAGCAUCAGCACCGAUGAAGUACAUUCUGGUAACCGGUGGUGUCAUCAGUGGCGUCGGCAAGGGUGUCAUUGCCAGUUCCUUCGGAACGUUGCUUCAUGCGUGCGGAAUUGGCGUCACUUCGAUUAAGAUCGAUCCGUACAUCAACAUCGAUGCAGGGACGUUUUCACCGUACGAGCAUGGUGAGGUCUACGUGCUGGACGAUGGUGGAGAGGUGGAUCUGGAUUUGGGAAACUACGAACGCUUCCUGGACAUAACGUUGCACCGGGAGAACAACAUCACCACCGGAAAGAUUUACAAACAGGUCAUCGAGAAGGAGCGCGUUGGUGACUAUCUCGGCAAAACAGUUCAAGUGGUUCCCCACAUCACCGAUGCCAUUCAGGAGUGGGUGGAGCGCGUUGCCAAAACUCCAGUGAACGAGAACGUUGAACCGCAGGUAUGUGUCGUCGAACUGGGCGGUACCAUCGGAGACAUCGAAGGUAUGCCCUUCGUUGAAGCGUUCCGACAGUUUCAGUUCCGCGUGAAGAGGGAAAAUUUCUGUGUCGCUCACGUGUCUUUGGUUCCGCUACCCAGGGCUACCGGAGAGCCGAAAACCAAACCCACACAAGCCAGCGUACGGGAACUACGAGGUCUUGGUUUGAGUCCGGAUCUGAUUGUAUGCCGUUCGGAGAAACCGAUCGGGAAUGAGGUAAAGGAUAAGAUCAGCAACUUUUGCCACGUGGCGCCCGAGCAGGUGGUGUGCAUCCACGACCUUUCGUCAAUCUAUCAUGUUCCGUUGCUGAUGGAGGAGGCUGGUGUGAUUGAGUUUUUAAAUGAGAGGCUAAAGUUGGAGAUCCCAUUGCCAACACCGGUGCGGUUUAUGCAAAGCUGGCGUGACUUGGCCGAACGAGUCGACAAUGUUUACAAGAAGGUGAACAUCGCACUGGUGGGCAAGUAUACAAAGUUGGAAGACUCUUACGCAUCGGUGUCCAAGUCGUUGCUACACGCGUCGCUUGCCGUUGGAUAUAAGUUGAAUCUGAAGUUUAUCGAGGCGUGCCAUUUGGAGAGACAAACCAAAAAGGAAACCCCACAUCUCUACUACGAGGCUUGGCAGAGUCUAACGAACAGCCACGGUGUGAUUGUCCCCGGUGGCUUUGGAUCACGAGGCAUUGAGGGAAAGAUUCGUGCUUGUCAGUGGAGUCGCGAGAACAAGAAACCCUUCCUUGGCAUCUGUCUUGGUCUGCAGGCAGCCGUUAUAGAAUUUGCCAGAAAUGUGUUGAAUCUUCAGGACGCAAAUACGACCGAAGUUGAUCAGGAUGUUGAGCAUGCACUUGUCAUUGACAUGCCGGAGCAUCAUCCGGGAUAUAUGGGUGGCACAAUGCGUUUGGGCAAACGGACAACUCUCUUCACAGAGGAGAAAAGUGUGAUAAAACAACUCUACGGCAAUGCCAGUCAGAUCGAAGAACGACAUCGCCAUCGGUACGAAGUAAAUCCAAAGUACGUCGAGCAGCUAGAGGCUAAGGGGCUUAAAUUUGUCGGCCACGAUUCGGAGAAGACCCGCAUGGAAAUUGUCGAGCUGCAAGAUCAUCCCUACUACGUCGCAACACAGUUCCAUCCGGAGUAUCUGUCGAGGCCGCUCAAGCCGUCGCCACCGUUUUUGGGUCUGGUUUUGGCAUCCGUUGGUAAGUUGGAUGCCUACUUGCAAGAGGGGAAUAAGCUGUGCAGCUCCGCACACCAAACGAGCGAAAGUUCGAGUGAUGACGAUGCGUUGUUCUCGACAAACCGUCUGCUGAAAAAGAUGAACGUUAGUGGAAAACCUAUCAAGCAGAAGCAACCCUCUUCAGAUCUUAACGGCCAAUGCAACGGGACGCAUACGGUUGAAUGCAAUGGUAAGCACGACGAAAAGUGAAUUGUAUUGUGAUGAUUGGCAUUAAAUGGCAGACAUUUUAAAUUUAUACGAGGCUGAUGCAAAUAUUAAUUUCAUUUUAUGUCCGACAUCACUCAACUAGGUCCGCUCUCCGCGGACAUGGAGGUUGACAUUACUGAUUCAGAAAUUGUUAAUAGAACUUCGUUGAUGAAAUCGGCUGCUUAAUGCAGACAGACCAAUUCUGAUCAUAGUAUCAGAUUUGUUCUGUAAACAGAGGAACUGGGAGGUCUUUUUGAAAACUUCUCGAAAAUAAAGAUGUAAUUUAUAUUUGUAUUUUAUUUUUUUGGGAGGGGAGUAAAACCGCUGCGUCCAUUAUUUUGUGGUACCCCUAUUUGCUGUUUGUAUCAUGCAAACCGACCACUAUUUAACGAGUGGACGGCUAAUUGCCUGGACACAUCUUUUCCCAGUCCGGUAUAAUAUGGUUUAUUAAGCCA